Messenger RNA from Nerophis lumbriciformis (worm pipefish), 1116 nucleotides. The record is from RefSeq and is a predicted model, not a curated record. NCBI's taxonomy places the organism in Eukaryota, Metazoa, Chordata, Actinopteri, Syngnathiformes, Syngnathidae.
AUGUUCGCCCGCUUUGUGUCGCCGCUUCUGCCGCUACUACUGCUGGCCGUCCCCGUACACCCGCAAUUCAUCCAGCUGGACACGCUGUCCAACGUGUCGUCGUACUACUUUAACUACGUUUACUGCAACAUUUGGGAGGGCGAGUGUCAGCCCCACCAGGAUGAUGCGACGCAGCAAGUUCCUACCAGGGACGUUUGGGCCGGUUUCACCAAGGACUGCACGGAUCUGCUUUACCGCGUGUACUGUAACCUGGGUCAAUGCUGCGACUCGGGAGAUUGCAGGGUGACCAAUAACAUCACUGGUUUAGCUAAAGACCUUCAGAGCAAACUCCACGGCCAGCACCUGGCCCAAUCUGUGGUUCUAAAAGCAGUCCAGGGUUUCAUCAACAACCCGGAGUCCAACAAGCCCCUAACGCUCUCCUUCCACGGCUGGUCGGGCACAGGCAAGAACUUUGUGGCACGAAUGGUGGCUGACAACCUUUAUCGCGACGGGGUGAAGAGUGAUUGCGUCCGCCUGUUUAUCGCUCCGUUCCACUUCCAUCAUGCCAAGAUGGUGGACACGUACAAGGGUCAGCUGAGAGAGGCAAUCCGGGACACGGUCCUGCGAUGUUCCCAGCCUCUGUUCAUCUUCGACGAAGCCGAGAAGCUGCACCCGGGCCUCAUCGAUGCCAUUAAGCCAUUCAUGGCCCAUUAUGACAAUGUGGAUGGAGUCAACUACCGAAAGGCCAUCUUUCUAUUCCUCAGUAAUAUUGGAGGAGCGACGAUCAAUGAUGUGGCGUUGGAUUUUUGGCACUCUGGACAGAACCGCGAGGACAUUGGGAUGGAGGAUCUGGAACACCGACUACGAGACGAAACAAUGGAAUCGCAAGGCGGUUUCGCCAAGAGCGAGCUAAUGUCCGGCCACCUGAUAGACUUCUUCGUACCCUUUCUACCUUUGGAGUACCGCCACGUCAAGCUGUGCGCCAAGGACGCCUUCGCCGCCAGAGGCCUGGAAGCGGACAUGGCCACGCUGGAUGAGGUGGCCAAAGCCAUGCUGUAUAUCCCCAAAGAGGAGAGACUUUUCUCCGCCCAGGGGUGCAAAUCCAUCCCCCAGCGGAUCAACUUCUUUCUCUCAUAA